UUGUGGGCGGGAUGACUAUCCACCAAGUAAUGUACGCAUCUUUCCAGAACAAGAUCAUACAAGAGAAACAAACUACGCAACGCAAAAUAAAAAAUUUCUACUUUGUCCUCGGAUCGAAACAAGUUGCACCAGAUAUAUUGUUUUCUGACAGCCAGAUUACUAGUGACCAUCUCGAAGGAAUCUUACCUGCCGAGUCAUUGACGUACUGCAUAAUUUUACUUCACUUCGGACACAAUCAAGGGCAAUUUCAUCAAGCAGUUCAAUCUUUUUCACUAAUCCAAAAUGUUCCACCCGGCAGUGACACGGUAGGCUAUCUCCCAACCCCCAUAAACGACGAAAAGAUGAACCUUAUAAACGAGUUCAUUCAAGAUGUCCUAAUUGUUGGUCCUCCUUGUCCGGAUUCUGAGUGUGGAUAUUUCUAUUCCCUUCUCAGAGCUAAAGAACAGGUAUUGGGGGAAGGUGAAAUGCGAAUUCCUUUAUCUGAUGUUCCUAGACGGAAUGAUGGAACCAAACCUUACCUUAGUCUUUCGAGGUGCAGUCCUACGAGUUUUCCUAUGCAACAAUUAGCCUUUGAAAUUGAGAAAGCAACACCGAAAGCGAAAAACGACUGUAAACAACCAAAUACUAAACUCCCAUUCCAACUACUUGGUGUUUCACUACAGGCGACAGCUCAAAAGUUAAUUGUCAACGCCAAAGUAUUCUUUGACAGUAACCAGGUACAGUGUGAAAUACUAACAGGAAACUCUGUCACCAAAACUAGCCAGAUUCUAGGAAUUGGAGAGAGAACAGUUUAUCACACAAUGGAGAAUUACAAAACGAAUAGUAUAAAAACACCUGGUAAGAAACGUAUUAGACCAACGCCAGUGAUGGAUCAGUUUGACGACUUCCGAACUGAGCACGUUAAACGAAUCAUUCAUCAAUUCUAUGCUAAUAAUCAAGCACCAACAAUGCAUAACGUAUACACAAAACUGAUGGAGGAAGUCAAGGAAGAAGAAGAUGGUCGGAUAGCCCGAGGAGAAACUCUUACAGCGUUCAAAUGUUCCAAGUGGACGUUAAGAAAACUCAUUAAGCAAUUAGGAUUUAGAUUCAAAACUGUUGAUAAGCGAGCAGUUAUCCUCAUGAGAUCAGACAUCGUGCAGAAGCGAUAUGAAUAUCUGUCCGUAAUGAUUAAAAAUCGUCAGUCCGAGAACCCAAAAUGUGUUGUCUACACAGAUGAAACGUGGGUCGAUAGUUAUGCUAGAACUGGAAAAGGCUGGGUUAUUAAUUCACCAAAGUCAUUUCAUGAAGCGGCUUUAUACUCCUUCCAAAACCCGAAAAUUUCUAGAGGACCACGUAUCAUUGUGAUGCAUGCAGGUGGAGAGGAUGGAUUCGUACCUGGCGCUAUGAAGGUAUAUCCAGUAUCAAAGAAGAAAGUCCAGAUGGAUUACCACGCAAACGUUAACGGUGUCGCUUACAUGGCUUGGUGGAAGGAUCUUAAUCAAAAGAUAAAAGAUAAUUAUGGUCCAUGCAUAAUUGUUAUUGAUAACGCUCCGUAUCACAGCACCAAGGAAGCCCCAAAAUCUACAUCCCGAAAACAAGAGCUAUACGACUGGCUGAAUGAUAAUUUAGAGGGCCCUGAAAAGCUGAAACUAAAACCUGUAAAGCAAAUGAGACGACCUGAAUUAUGGAAAAUGGUUCAAGACCUUAAAAACGGAAAUGAAUAUUACAUUGUGGAUAAGGAGGCAUUGAAAUAUGGAAACACUGUUGUCCGAUUACCCACAUAUAACUGCGACUUGAACCCAAUUGAGUACGUGUGGAAAGACAUCAAGCACGCAGUUAGGGCUGCAAACACACAGGGGACCGCUGAGUUUGCACAAGCUGAGGCUGAGAGAAUUAUGACAACAUACACAAAGGAACAAUGGCAGAAACACAUCAAACAUGUGCACCGGUUCGUAAAACCAAGAUUCGCUAUUAUGGGAAUAAUUCGCAAUUUCUACAUUAUUAUUGUAAAUAGAUUGGAGGACGAGUAUUGGAAAAAUGAUGGACAUUUUGAUGACUUCCUUGAUGACUUCCAAACACGUGUAGCUUCAGCCAACCCCAUUCGAAUUACAGCAGCAGAUGAUGUGUCUGACGACGAAGAUGAGGACCCUGACGAUGUUGACGAAGUAGUUGAUAGAUUCCGAAUGCAAAUACACAAUGAUAUUGAAUACUCACAGGCUGGGGAAGAAGAAGACUUGCCUGAAGAAGAAUGUGCAACUUCUAGGAGAUUAACCUUCCCACCAGAAUCAACCUAGAUUUUAACUUCAAUGGAUUCAAUACAUAAUAAAUAUUAUAAAUAGUGAAUCCGAUUUGUACAUAGUGUUAAGAAUUAUUAUUCAUUAAAUUUGUACGAAAUUUUCAAAAAUAUGCCUACCCCUCUCUACUUAACAUUCUUGCAAAACUGAAAACUUUAAAAUAAUGUCCCGUUUAGUAAAAUACAAUAAGUUAUUAUUUGACCCUUCAGGGGCCCUUAACUCUUGACCUAUACGUCACAAAAACCAAAAAAUAUUUUUCUGAUUC
Molecule: messenger RNA, 2538 nt
Organism: Folsomia candida
Lineage: Eukaryota; Metazoa; Arthropoda; Collembola; Entomobryomorpha; Isotomidae
Exons: 7
Coding region: 12-2273 (753 amino acids)
Molecular function (GO): nucleic acid binding
Source: RefSeq, a predicted model, not a curated record